GUCACAGCGUAUCAAAAUCAAAACAAACGCAAGUAGUAGGGCAGCGCUGCAAUCCCACAAAACAGGGCGCUCAAAACGUUCGUCAAUAAUACCCGAAAUCCAAGCUAUGUUUGCGGACGUUGACGUGGACGUGUUCAUUAGCAACUAUACAAUCAUCGAUCCGGAAAUCUAUCAACUAUGGGUGGAAGGCUACACAUUCGUGGAAGCGGUCACGUUACUUAAGCAAAAGGGCGGCCUAUUUGCGGACGUGCCGCCGGAGCUGAUCGCGUCGGACGUGCAGGACCACUACCGCACGUAUGCAAUGUUGGAAAAGUUUCUGCACGCACCACCGAAGCUGUCCGAGCAGCCAACGUUCCAGAUCUGCCCGCAGGACCGUUCGCUGCUGAUCGAGCACUACUACUCGCUGGACGAUGCGGUGGCGCGCGAGCUGUUCGGCAAGAAGCUGAACGCGCGCAACCGCAAGGACCUGGACGAGGUGGCGGACAAGACGGGCGUGCGGUUGAAAUCGUGCCGCCGGCAGUUUGACAACGUGAAGCGCAUUUACAAGGCGGUCGAAGAGACGCAGGGCAACCUGGCGUGCAACAUCCGGCAGCAGUUUAUACUGCCGGAGGAGCUGGCCCAGAAGUAUGCGGCGGUCGUGUUUAUCGCGUGCCUGCGCUUCGAAACGACCAAGCGGAAGCUGCAAUAUCUUAACUUUAAGGAUUUCUACGAAUGUGGACAGGCUUUGAUGACCUUCUGGACGUACACGUACCAGCACUCUGGUGCCGAUUAUCUGGACACCGAGAUGGAUAAGGAGUUUCUGCUCGACUUGCGCGAGAUCCGGUACCUGCUGGACAAGGAGAAAGAAAUUAAGCACUUAGUGUCGCUACGGUUGAAACCGACCCUGUUGGAGCGCGCCUACCAGGAGGUGGAGAACAACUUCCGCUCGUACUACCGGGCGAUCAUUAUGAUCGCGUGCAAUUUGCAUCGUACGCGCGAGCUGCGCUUGCUGUUCGUUGAGCUGACGGAACGGUUGAUCGAACCGUGGAAGCAGAACGGCUGGACGCGGGAGCAGGUGCAGAUGUUUAUGCAGUGCAUGACGCAGUGCGUGCUCGAUUUGGAGGUGCCGCGCGACAACCAGGACAUACGGUGUCUGUGGGACCGGUACAUGCAGGUCAUCAACGUGUGCCUGUUUCGGAUGUAUCACCCGUAAAAGGGCAACCCGCUUGCAAGGUGCCGAUCUCUUAGGCGCUUGUUGGAAGGGGGGCAAAAAAUAACGCAAUAGGGAUAGGGAAAGCAUUGGUUUGUGUGUACCGCUUCCAUAGUCAUACCAGGCAGAGUUUUAAUAUAUAAAUAAAUUCUUCAU
Messenger RNA from Anopheles coluzzii, 1345 nucleotides. RefSeq names its product acidic fibroblast growth factor intracellular-binding protein (gene Fibp). Gene Ontology annotation, cellular component: nucleus. The record is from RefSeq and is a predicted model, not a curated record. Bases 107 to 1192 code for a protein of 361 amino acids. NCBI's taxonomy places the organism in Eukaryota, Metazoa, Arthropoda, Insecta, Diptera, Culicidae. The transcript has 4 exons.